Molecule: messenger RNA, 2505 nt
Organism: Phyllopteryx taeniolatus (common seadragon)
Lineage: Eukaryota; Metazoa; Chordata; Actinopteri; Syngnathiformes; Syngnathidae
Exons: 15
Coding region: 79-2391 (770 amino acids)
Molecular function (GO): calcium ion binding
Source: RefSeq, a predicted model, not a curated record
CCAUGACUCAGCUGUAGUGAAGGUGGGGUGGGCCAAAAGGCUUGACAUGGGCAAAGUUGGUACUUAGAUGUGGACGACAUGUCUUCCGUGGCUUCCAGAAACGUGGACUUGAAGCGUCCGCGGAGGCUGUUGUCCAGGCCGAGGCGUCCCCCCUGCACCUGGCCGCCCGAGACGCUCGGGAGGCCGGUCUUUGUGUCUUUUGUCAGCAAGGCCGUCUUGUGGGAAAGGCCCGUCUCCUGCCGGACUACACGCGUUAGUCCCCAGCGUCCAUCGGCGCUUUGUCCUCGCUUCCUGUCUCACAUGAACUCCGACUGCCAAGGCCUCAGACCUCCGUGUUUCCUGAGCUCCAAGCCGCGACCGCAGCCUCCGUCGGCGGGCAGGCAGCCGGCAGCUCGCCCCUGCCGAGCACCGUCCGGAUCAGUCCAAGUGAGAGCUGAUGGAAGACCGCGUGAAGAAUUGCGAUAUGUUGUUCCAGGCUUACCUCACAUUCCGCCAAUUCCUCCAUCCUCCGCCAUCCGUAAACCAGAUUCCCUGCACGCUGACCCCGCGAGACCACAGAGCAGCGCCGGCGACAUCCACAGUGGUCUUGUUCCCAAAGGUGGGAAACGUGCAAGUCAGCAGGUGGAGGGACCCGACCCGGGAGAACCUCACUGGGAAGUCUGCCUCCGUCCAACUGGGUCGGAGCAUUCCGAAGCCGCCCCCUCGUCGGACUUCAGUCGUCCGUCGUCCAGUCUCUUCAGCCGCAGCGUCGACCUGGCGAGCGGCCGGAGCAGCGUGCUACUUGAUACAAGGUUGGGAAGCUUCUCACUUGCAUCACCGAACCUUCCGAAAGGAUCCGGUCAUCGAAAUCAUCGCUCAAGUCCGUUUGAUUCCGGACCACCCGGAUCACCUUCUAUCGUCCGCCGUCGUUCCAUCGAACCCGAAGACACCUUCCAUCGUCCCGUAGAUGCCUCCAGAGAGGUUAAUUCACCAUUGGACUCCCUUCACAGUUCCUCCCUGAUGAGUCCCAGGUUAGGGGCGAGAUGGACCCCCUCUGCGGAUCCCCGUCGCUGGCCUGUGCUACCUCCCAUCUCCUCCUUAAACGGACGAUGCUGCCGCUCGACGGCGGCGGCGUCGCUGGACUCGAACCCGGAAUUCAGCCGCACUCCCUCCGGCCUGUUCGACGAACUGGACGCCGUCGCCCCCUCGUCGCCUCCGUCCCGCUCGUCACUGGACCGAGCGGGCGACUUGUCGAGUAGCGGCGCCUCGCCUCUCCACGAAACGCGGUUGUGUGCGGGCCUGGCGGCGUUGUCGGUGGGUCGCCAUUCGGGCGAUUUGAGCUCGCUGUCCCGCGUGCAGCUGCUGCUGCUGCGGCGCACGACGCCGGCGAGCUCGCCGGAGAACCCGGAGCGCAUCCUCCCCGCCGCGUGGAGCCCCCGCCGUGAUGUCACGUUGACCUCGGCAGGUCCAAUGAGGACUCCUGACUCGGCCCGGAAGGUCCCGGAAGAUGGCAAGUCGGAUUGGUCCGUGGGAGGUUCCAGGUCUCCUUCAUCACGGCUCAUAAACCAGAGUCCGUCACCUGACUGUUUCCCAUCCAGAUCUUCGCCUGAACAAGGUUCUGAUGUGGGUCUUGCGGGUGUUUGGGAACAAACCGAGGCGUUUCCGGGAGAGCUUGCGGACGUGGGAGCGGAGGAGAAGGACUGGAGUGUGGAGCAGAGGAAGCGCAAGGUCCUGAACAUGCUGUACAGGCUGCAGGACCCCUCCGGGCAGACCCCCGGAAACGCCCACGUCUGCUCCGACUUUGACGACUUCGACUUUUUGGCAAAGUACUGUAUCUUCAGUCCAGAGAAGCUGGAAGAGUACAAAAAGGCCUUCGAAGCAGAAGACUCUGACGCUGACGGUUACAUCUCCUGCAUCCAAGUGGUGGACGCCCUGAAGCGCAUCAUCCCGGCCGAGAUCCUGUCCGAAGAGGAGGAGAUUUACGUCUACAGGAUCCUGGCCCUGGUGGACUUCCGCGUGACCGAUGGCCUGGUGGACGUGAGACUCUUUGCCGUGAUUGCCAGCCUGGCGCAGAAGAUCGCCGCCAUGGAUGACUUCAUGAGGUCGCUGGUCACCGACAUGGACUUUCGCUCUCUGGAAGCACGACUCUUCAAAGUCAAGCGGCUCUUCCUGUUCCUCCUGGAGGAGCAGCGAGCGGACUCGGGCGGCCGGCGAGGUUUCAUCAGCGCCGAGCAGCUCCUGCUGGAACUGAAGGCGGGCGGCGUCCGCCCGGAGCGGGAGGCGGCCAUCGCGCGCGAGCUCCGGAACCUUCCGCCGCUGGACCUGCUGGACUUCCUGGCCUACCUGCCGCUCUUCACGCUCAUCCACGCGUCGGUCGUGGCCGACCCGCUCGACGACGCCUCGCAGCUCUGAGCGGCUUUGGAAGUCGUUAGAUUGUACCUAAUGAAGUGUCCUGUGAGUGUGUUGACCUGAAAGAUCAAAGAUGUCCCAUGAAAAUAACAAUAAAGAAAUAAAAGCCAAAACAAA